Messenger RNA from Colias croceus (clouded yellow), 809 nucleotides. It is a transcript of the gene Coq7, whose product is annotated as 5-demethoxyubiquinone hydroxylase, mitochondrial. Gene Ontology annotation, molecular function: 3-demethoxyubiquinol 3-hydroxylase activity. The record is from RefSeq and is a predicted model, not a curated record. Gene Ontology annotation, cellular component: nucleus; mitochondrial inner membrane. Bases 155 to 733 code for a protein of 192 amino acids. The transcript has 4 exons. Gene Ontology annotation, biological process: determination of adult lifespan; ubiquinone biosynthetic process; regulation of gene expression. Lineage: Eukaryota; Metazoa; Arthropoda; Insecta; Lepidoptera; Pieridae.
UUUGACAGCUAAAAUUGUAAACAUUUGCUGGAUAUUUUCUGGAUUGUCAGUAGUAAUUCAUUAAAAUUUUUAAAAACAACGAUAGGUACAUAGUUAGUGUUAAAUUAAUAAAAACUUGUGUCUUAACUCUUAACCUGAGGAAAAAACAAUCAAAAUGUUCCGACCGCCGCCAAUGUUACGUCAUGUGCGACAAGCCCACUCAUCUGCUUGGAGAAAAAAUCCACAUCUGAAUGAGAUAAUCCGAGUAGAUCAUGCAGGGGAGUUAGGAGCGGAUCGUAUAUACGCGGGGCAAAUGGCCGUUCUGGGUACUAGCAAAGAAGGACCUCUGAUCCAGCACAUGUGGGAACAGGAGAAAAAACACAGGGAGAAGUUCGAAGAGCUGAUCUCCAAGUAUCGAGUUAGACCCACUGUGAUGAUGCCACUGUGGAAUGUAGCUGGAUUUGCGCUUGGUGCAGGCACAGCUUUACUAGGCAAAGAAGCAGCUAUGGCCUGCACAGUGGCCGUGGAAACCGUCAUAGUAGACCACUACAAUGACCAGCUCAGAACACUCAUGGAAGACCCAAACAUCGACAAAGAGAUCCUAGAAACAAUCACAAAGUUCCGUGAUGAAGAACAGGAGCACCAUGACACAGGAAUCGACCAUGGUGCCGAACAGGCUCCGUUCUAUCAAGCACUAACUGAAGUUAUUAAAACCGGGUGUAAAGUCGCGAUCGCUAUAUCGAAGAAGAUAUGAGUAUUAUUGCUAGUUUUAACGAAUUUAUAUUUUUGUAAAUAGUCAUAGUAAUAAAGAGUUAAUUUGCCAAAAGUAA